AUGGAUUUGCCAUACAAAGCUGAAUACGCGAAAACUGGCAGAGCUUCAUGCAAAGGGUGUAAAAGCCCAAUAAGCCAAGGAGAACUGCGUAUUGCUGUGCUGGUUCAGAGACCUAAAACGACCGAUGAUAUAGACCAUUUCGAAUCUUUGAGAAUAGAAGAUCAAGAUAGAAUAAAAUCUCGGGUAGGUGUUGCUACAACAGCUAUUGUACCAGACAAAAAAGGUAAAAAAAGAGCUGCAGACCCAUCUCUCAAGCUGAAGCAGCAAGCCCUCCAAGAUUUUGAGGUACAAUAUUCCAAGUCUGGUCGAGCUAUGUGUCAAGGCUGUGAAAUUAAGAUACUGAAAGAUGAAGUUAGAAUCUCCAAGAAAGAUUUUGAUACUGAAAUAGGCCGCAAAUAUGGGGGCCAGCCAAUGUGGCACCAUGUAAAUUGCUUUGCACAAGUGAGGAGCAGUCUUGGAUUCUACGAGUGUGGUGAUAAACUACCAGGGUUCAAAACUUUAUCACCAGAUGACCAAAAAAACGUCAAGGCAAAAAUUCCGGCUAUCAAGCAAGAAGACAUUCCACCAGAGGUGAAGAAAAUAAAAACAGGGGAUGAAGUUGAUGGGGCAUUGAAAGAAGACGAAUAUAGGGUGCAAACUAAAUUGAUGUUCAAUUAUAGAGAUCAACUUGAUCUGUUGGACCAGCUCGCCGACCUGAUGACUUUCGGCGUCCUCGCCCGCUGCAAGACCUGCAAGGGGGGCCAGCUGGUCUUUUCCAAGGGGGGCUACACGUGCACGGGCGAUCUCACGCAAUGGACGAAAUGCACGGAGUUUGUUAGGGUGCCCAAACGGAAGACUUUCAAAGUACCUCCGGAUUUGCAGGAGAGAUAUCCGUUCUUGAAGAAGUACAAGUUUGUGGCAAGAAACAGGGUGGUCCAGGACGUGGCGCCGACGAAUAACGUGAAGAAGGACGAGGAGAACGCAGAGUGA
Phaedon cochleariae (mustard beetle) is the source of this 969-nucleotide messenger RNA. Lineage: Eukaryota; Metazoa; Arthropoda; Insecta; Coleoptera; Chrysomelidae. The record is from the annotation of a GenBank genome assembly.